Molecule: messenger RNA, 1588 nt
Organism: Drosophila montana
Lineage: Eukaryota; Metazoa; Arthropoda; Insecta; Diptera; Drosophilidae
Product: facilitated trehalose transporter Tret1
Exons: 5
Coding region: 168-1454 (428 amino acids)
Biological process (GO): transmembrane transport; carbohydrate transport
Cellular component (GO): membrane
Molecular function (GO): sugar transmembrane transporter activity
Source: RefSeq, a predicted model, not a curated record
GUUUUAGUAUAAUAGUAAAAAAUAAGAGUAAAAAAUAUACAAGAUGUUUCUUAACAUGUUCGAACUCGGGCAUAUUUGAGAAGAAGUUUCGUCGCCAGCUGCUGGUCACAUUGAGUGCUAUACUUAUUACGCUCUGCCAUGGCAUCGGACUGGGCUGGCUGUCGCCGAUGCUGCCCAAGCUGCAGUCAGAGUUGGAGACGCCUCUCGAUUUUGUGAUUGAUGUUAAUGAAGCCUCCUGGCUGGGUGCAGUGAUCAGUUUGGGCGGUGUCACAGGCAAUUUCUUUUUCUCCUUCAUCAUGAAUCGCUUUGGACGCAAAGUGGCGCUCUAUGGCAUGGCGCUGCCGAACACGUGCAUUUGGUUUCUGUUCUAUUUCGCCGAAUCCAUUGAAUGGCUUUAUGUGGCCAGAGUCUGUGCGGGCUUAACGGGCGGCGGCAUGUUUGUGGUCCUGCCCAUUUUCAUAGGCGAAAUUGCCGACAACAGCAUACGUGGUCGGCUGUGCUCCUUCUUCACCCUGGCCGUCAAUACGGGCAUAUUGCUGGGCUUCAUAAUAUCCUCCUAUGUGCCCUACCAUGUGAUACCCUGCGUGGUGGUGGUCCUGCCGCUCUGCUAUCUGGCGCUAGCCACACGAUUCCCUGAAACACCGCAACAGCUGCUGCGCUGGGGACGGGAAGAGGACGCGCAGCGUUCAUUGAAAUUUUAUUGCAAUUGCGAUGGCCCGGCGCCCAGCAAGGAGUCCGAACGUGCCUAUCAGAAGCAGUUCGACGAAAUGCGCCAGGCCAUACAGCAGCAGACGAAGGACGAGCACAACGAGGGCCUGAGCAUAGCGGACUUCUGCAACAAACGAGCUUUAAAGGCCAUAACGACUGGACUCAUGCUGAUGAUAGGCAACAUAUUUACGGGCACCUUCGCCUUUAUUAACUACAUGUCCAAUAUCUUUGAGCGCGUGCACACCCAGCUGGAGCCCAACACGAACACCAUUAUCAUUGGCGCCGUGCAAAUUGUUGGCACGCUGGCAUCCAUCUAUCUGGUGGAUCGUUAUGGGCGAAAGAUACUGCUUGUGGUUUCCUGUGUGGGCAGCGCCCUGGGCACGACUGCAUUUGGCGUUUAUGCUUUCUAUGCGGAGGAAACGAAUACGGAUCUAAGCGCAUUUUCCGCCUGGCUGCCCGUCACAAUUAUGGCCAUUAUUAUAUUUGUGGCAAAUGUGGGCAUCAUCUCAGUUACAAUGGUGGUGCUGGUGGAGACGCUGCCCCAGAAGAUACGUUCGGUGGCCACAAGCGCCUGCCUGGGCUGCCUCAGCUUCUUUGCGUUCACAUCGCUGAAGAGUUUCCCGCUGAUGAUGGAGUACCUGGGACUGGCCGCCACAAUGUGGGGCUGUGCAGCGGUUAGCGCCUUGUGCGUCUUCUAUGUGGUCGUCUUUGUGGAGGAGACUAAGGGCAGGUCCAUGUAUGAUUAAACCAAACAUAUUAACACUAACAACUCAGUAUUAAGUGCUACAUUUUUCAUCAAAUCAUUUGUACCCAUAUCAUAUCAUUAAGUCUGACACUAAUCCGAAGAAAGGUUGUAAUAAAAUGUAGUUUUUAAAAAAAA